AUGAAACCCUUAUUGCUGCUGGCAUUGGCCGCAGCUGUCGUGGAAGGCUGUGUCCGCGAGCGAGAUGUCGGUUCAGUCGAUGUUUUGAGUGUACUGUCGAAACGGGGACAUGAGCACCCGCAUCUUCCACACUUGUCCAAGUAUGAGUCUCUGUUGGUGAACAGCUUCGACAACACCACUGUCGAUAGCUGGGCUUACUACUAUACUCAUGGGAUACACAUUGCCGGAACCAACCAGAGCAUGGCGCAGUGGACUGCGGAUAAAUUCACGGAAUAUGGCAUUCCUUCCUCCGUCGUGUCGUAUGACGUGUAUCUGAACUACCCGGUUUCCCAUUCCUUGUCCUUGAGUCACCCUGACGGUACUACCUGGAAGGCUUCUUUGGAGGAGGAUGUUCUCAAGGAGGACGAUACCACUAGCUAUCCCGACCGUAUACCGACAUUCCACGGGUACUCAGCUUCGGGUGACGCGAGUGCGGAAUACGUUUAUGUUGGGCGUGGACAAAAGGUCGAUUUCGAGAGACUUAUCGAGCUGGGCGUUGACUUGAAGGGGAAGAUUGCUAUUGCUAGAUAUGGCGGUCCAUUCCGAGGCUUGAAGAUUAAAAAUGCCCAGGACCAAGGGAUGAUCGGCUGCAUCAUCUUCACUGAUCCCGGCGACGACGGGAACGUGACUGUUGCAAAUGGCUUGAAGGCAUAUCCUGAUGGUCCGGCUAGAAACCCUUCCUCGGUUCAGCGUGGGUCGGUUCAGUUCCUGUCUACCUACGCGGGUGACCCAACUACCCCCGGAUAUCCAUCUCUGCCAGGUUCCCCACGACAGGACAAGAACCGCGUCCUACCAAGGAUCCCGUCCCUUCCAAUCUCACAGCUUGACGCGCAGCCAAUCCUUGCAGCUCUUGAUGGCCACGGAACCCCGGGUAAGGAGGUAAACCGCACCAGAUGGGUUGGAGCUCUGAAUGCGACCUACUCUACCGGUCCAGCCCCGGGAGCCAAGCUUUCCAUGAGCAAUGUGAUGCGUGAUACCUACUCUCCUAUCUGGAAUUCUAUUGGAAUUAUCAACGGAACCGAGCAGGACGAAGUAGUCGUUAUCGGAAACCAUCGCGAUGCAUGGAUUAUUGGAGGAGCUGGCGAUCCAAACUCUGGAUCGUCAAUUUUGGUUGAGCUCGCCAAGGCAUUUGGAAAGCUUCAAAAGGCCGGCUGGAAGCCAAAGAGAACUGUUGUGCUGUGUUCUUGGGAUGCUGAAGAAUACGGUCUGGUUGGAUCUACCGAAUGGGUUGAAGAAUAUGCAACGACGGUUGCAUACCUCAAUAUCGACGUUGCCGUCUCCGGUCCUAUACCCGACCUCAGUGCUACCCCUGAACUGCACAAGCUAGCCCUUGAGACUAUGAAGAAGGUUCUCUGGCCAUACAAGGGACGCAAGGACAUGACCAUGUAUGACGCCUGGAAUGCCGCCACUGGCGGUGACGUUGGCGUCCUGGGCAGCGGCUCUGAUUACACCGCCUUCGUCCACAACGGCAUCGCAUCGCUUGACACUGGAGCUGGAGGAGACAGUAACACUGACCCUGUCUAUCACUAUCACUCCAACUAUGACUCGUAUCACUGGAUGGCGACCUACGGCGACCCUGGCUUCCACACUCAUGUUGCCAUGGGCCAGUUCCUGGGUCUGCUGGGCUACCACCUGUCCACCGACGACAUCAUCCCCUUUGACGUGACCAACUACGGCGUACAGAUGACCAAGUAUCUGGAUGAUCUGAAGGCCUACGUGGCUGCGUCCAUGUUCCCUGACCUCGACCUGGGCAAGAUCGAGAGUGCCAUCUGCUCCUUCAACGUCUCCGCCAAAGCGGUUGCGAAGCUACAGAGAAGAGCCGAACAUGACCGUCACGACAAGAAGCUGGAGAAGCAUCUCAACACCAUCUACCGAGACUUUGGGCGCGGGUUUGUGUCGCAGGGCGGACUUCCGGACCGUGAAUUCUACAAGAACAUGCUGUACGCUCCUGGUCUGGACACCGGAUAUGCACCGACUACCUUCCCUGGAGUGGCCGAGUCCCUCGAUGUUGGAAACAGGACCAGAGCCGUGGAGUUUGUCGAACGGGUGAGCAAUGCCAUCUAUGUAGCUGGCGGCAUCCUCUCGUCCUGCCACGACUGCAAUGACUUUGUCGUCCAGGAGUAG
Microsporum canis CBS 113480 is the source of this 2163-nucleotide messenger RNA. Its product is annotated as glutamate carboxypeptidase 2. The transcript is spliced from 6 exons. NCBI's taxonomy places the organism in Eukaryota, Fungi, Ascomycota, Eurotiomycetes, Onygenales, Arthrodermataceae. Bases 1 to 2163 code for a protein of 720 amino acids. Gene Ontology annotation, molecular function: carboxypeptidase activity. The record is from RefSeq and is a predicted model, not a curated record.